AUGUCCAACAACAAGAUCAGCUCCUGGGCCGAGGUGGAGCGCCUCGCCGCCUGCUCGAACAUGCGCGACCUGCUGCUCAAGGGCAACCCGCUCUGCGACGCUUGCGCUGAGGCGGGCGACUGGCGCAUCCAGGUCGUGAAGCGACUGCCUGGACUCAAGACGCUCGACGGGGUCAUCAUUGACGACGAGGAGAGGGAACGUGCAAAGGAGCUAUGA
Messenger RNA from Emiliania huxleyi CCMP1516, 216 nucleotides. RefSeq lists its product as hypothetical. The record is from RefSeq and is a predicted model, not a curated record. Gene Ontology annotation, biological process: mRNA splicing, via spliceosome. Gene Ontology annotation, molecular function: U2 snRNA binding. The coding region runs from base 1 to 216 and encodes 71 amino acids. The transcript has 2 exons. NCBI's taxonomy places the organism in Eukaryota, Haptophyta, Isochrysidales, Noelaerhabdaceae.